AUGAUUGUCGCCUACUGUUUUAAGUUGGAUGAAUGGAAAACCAUUGUAAAAUUAAUUAAAAAAUCCGACUGGAGCGAAAGUAAAAUUAGCAGUUUUUAUCGCGACGAAAGUCCCUACGAUCUUAUUUACCUAUCGUUUAACUUUAUUUUCAUUUCCCACGUACUGAUUUACAACUUAAUCGCGUGGCAAGUGGUGCUAUUUGUCGCGUUCAAAUACAAGAAUCUGGUGGAAUAUUUGAAGUGUCCCGCGAAAUUCGAGCCUUACGACUUAAUAGUCGGCCGCGAGUUAACUGAAUUGAGCCGACUGAUUGGAAAAUUCAAUAAAGUUUUCGGAAGCUACCUGUUUUUCAGAAUCAUAUUACUAGUGGUAAACAUUUUGAUACUGGUGUGCCACUACAUGAAAACCACGUUUGGAAUCAGACGUUUCAUUGCGACUUCCGCCAUCGAGUGCUACAACACCAUCUUCUGUUUGACUUUUAUUUUAGCCUGCGAGAAAUCCGAGGUUUAUUUCGAAGACUUGAUACAAACCUGCAUUUACUUACAAGUGGAAGCAGGGGAAGAAAACGCCAGAAAACUGACUAAUUGGGCCAAGGAGCUCCGUCCCAAAUUUAACGCCGCCGGUUUUUUCCUGAUACAUCAGAAGAUCUUGACGACUGUAUUCUCAAAUGUAGCCAUGUAUCUGAUAAUAAUCCUGCAAUUUAAAUUCUCCACGUUAUAA
This is a messenger RNA of Phyllotreta striolata, 717 nucleotides long. The record is from the annotation of a GenBank genome assembly. Lineage: Eukaryota; Metazoa; Arthropoda; Insecta; Coleoptera; Chrysomelidae.